This is a messenger RNA of Sipha flava (yellow sugarcane aphid), 3641 nucleotides long. RefSeq names its product TBC1 domain family member 30-like. The coding region runs from base 221 to 3142 and encodes 973 amino acids. The transcript is spliced from 14 exons. The record is from RefSeq and is a predicted model, not a curated record. Gene Ontology annotation, cellular component: endoplasmic reticulum. Lineage: Eukaryota; Metazoa; Arthropoda; Insecta; Hemiptera; Aphididae.
GUCACCGUACACGACGAGCAUCACAACCACCAUCACCACACUCCGACUACGAGCACACAACGAACGCAUACAUUUCGUAUGUUUUUUUACGAACGCGCGUGCCUGUAUGUAUUUAAAGCGACAAUAACAUACGCGUAACGGACACCUCCUGGCCUCUUCGGCGUACCGCGAUCGGCCAUGACGCGUUCGGUUCCGCGGUCGUGAUGCUCUCGGCCUACCGAUGACGGUGACGAGAUACUUUACUGUGGACUCUAUCGUCCAACCGGUACAGCCCGCUGCGUCGGCCGUGGUACCGACCGCCACCGACGAAGACGACGCGAUGGUCACGGUGUACGCUCGUGACAGGAGCCACCCGAUUGCCAUCCCAGCGGCCACUCCGGCCACUCCAACCACCACCGCCUCCGUAUCAUGUUCGCCGCAGCCCCGACCGGUCCAGCCUACCACCGCCGACCCGGUUAUUGGUCAACAGCCCGCUGUCGUUUGCCGACAGAGUUCUACGACUACGACGGCAGAGGCAACGAUCACGAUGGUUAUGGACAAUUUGACGUCGCAGAACGCACUCCAAAAACGAUAUUCAAACACCGAUCUGAUGGAUAAACUUUUGGAAGACAUAUACAGGGUGGGCUCAAGUAGUGGGGCGUCCGAGUCAUCGACGGACCAGACGAACUGGAGUGACGGUGGUCGAAACACGAUCACAUCCAGUUGCAAGGGAUGGUCCAAAAGACUAGCGAGAAAAAGCAUGGAAGAGCUUAGCACCACUGUCGAUUUGCUCAGGGACCAAUUGAACGUAUGCUGCGAUUCAUUGGUGAAGGCGUUGAAGCGGAGAGACAUUCUUAUAGCGCGACGGGACGCUAAAUGCAACAUGAUCACAGCGCUUUUGCAUGCAUAUUCGAUGAAAAGAAACCGUCCGGCGUACGGAUCGUCGCCUGAAUCCCGUCCGGGCGAUAACGACGAGAGGCGAAACCGAUUUUCCUUAUCAAAACGCAUUUGGAAGACGGGCGAUGUGAUGAAUGGGUUGCUCAACACGUUGAAGAACAUUGCCAGUCUCAGCGAAGACACCAAAAUGAGAUUCAACAUGAAGCCGGGCCCCGGGGACAGUGACUUCGAACAGUGGCAGAGCGCUAUGAAAAUGGUCGCAAGACUUCCGGACGGCGUGCCGCACGAAUUCCGUAACACGUUAUGGCUGACACUAGCGGAAAAGUACUUGAAGUCCAGGAAUGUGGAGUGGGCCAAAGUGGAACGGUUUUGCUUCAACGACACGACCAAUCCAGACGACGAAGAGCUCGGCGUGCAAAUCGUCAAGGAUCUGCACCGGACCGGGUGCAGCUUGUUCUGCGGUUCUUCCGGGCUAGAAAACCAGGCUUUGCUGAAACGUGUGCUGCUGGGUUUUGCCCGGUGGAACAAAGCAGUCGGCUACUGCCAGGGGUUCAAUAUGUUGGCCGCACUCAUACUGCAAGUGAUGGAAAAAAACGAAUCAGACGCACUUAAGGUUAUGAUAUAUUUGAUCGAAGGCGUGUUGCCGGAAGGGUACUUUGCCAACAACCUCAGAGGAUUGUCCGUCGACAUGGCCGUGUUCAGAGAUUUACUGCGCGUCAGACUUCAAAACCUCUCAAGGCAUCUGGACAGGUUGCAAACCGAAUCAAAAGACUCCGGAACCAGCUACGAGCCGCCUCUGACGAACGUGUUUACAAUGCAAUGGUUUCUCACGUUGUUCUGCAACUGUCUUCCACAACGCACGGUGCUCCGGGUCUGGGAUCUGAUAUUCCUCGAAGGGAGCACGGUGCUAUUAAAAACCGCUCUAGCCAUCUGGGACGCAUUGUCCGACCGAAUAAUGACUGUGACAAGUGCAGACGAAUUUUAUAGUAUUAUGGCUGUCCUCACCAGAGAAAUGCUCGAGUUCGGUUUAAUGGACGCCAACAAUUUAAUCAAUACAAUCAGUACGAUGAAUGAACUGGUUGAAGUCAAAGAACUCCGUGAAAGAUACAUGUACAACAUAAACCCGUGGGUCAGCCACAUGGCGAAACGGGGACUGAGGUUGUUCUAUACGGAGUCCGAUGUGGAGGAGACGGAUAGCGAUGACGAUAUCGACAGUAAAUCGACGGUGGUCGUCGCGAGCAACGACACAUCGAAGACAAGAAAUAGCAAAACUGGCAGAGGUAACAGACAACCGACUCCCAGUCUGGAGUCUGAAAGAGAGAAAGUAGCACUUGAUAUAUCUUUGCUGAAGAAGCAGUACAGUAAGCUUAAAGAAAGGCAGAAACAAGUUCAAGUGAUUUUAACAGCUGCCUGUAAUGGACAAAACUUUAUCAGUACGUCCAAUUCUUCAGCAAUGAAUCAUUUAUUAUUUGGCAAAACGGCGCUGCGGUGCACUUCCAUCGGACCCAUACCUGGCUCCAUACCUUUGAAAUACAUACAGGACGUCAAAAAGCCUGAAGUCAAAAUAGACCCAAGAGUCGUCGAAAAACGUACAGUCUCGACGUCUUCGUCCACUUCGUCCACUUCUACCGAGCUCUGCGACGACCCCGCAUCCGACUGUUCCAGCGAGCGGUCGGUCAAAGACAACGGCCGCGACGACGGCGACACGUGCAACGACUGUGAUAGGAACCAGAUGGGCGACGAUGUGAAAUCAUGCUAUGACUGUGAUAGGAGUUGGACCGAGGACGGAGCCGAUGACGUGGUAGGACCGGUGGUGGAGAAGCAGUACAACGACGUUGUCGAGGACGACCAGGAAGUUGACGACGUGAGCCUUGCCGAAAUGUUGCGAGCCAACUCGGAACUGUUGGACCGGAUGUGUAGAGGAGACGGCGAGGGCACGUCGGUGAUCACGCCUCCGGAGAAGACGUCCGUGGUUGACUUGGAAGAUCGGUUACCCGAUUUGAUCAACGACAUCGACGUUUUCAGCGGGUCCUUGGUAACGGCCUCAGAGCCCAAGUCCGGAGGCUCGUUAGCCGACGUGUCCUCCGGGGGUUUGGACGGAGAAUCACGGUUGUCGCCGACGCAAUCGGGAGCAGCAGAAGACAACGACUUCAGCGGCGACGAUCGCGCCGUAACCGUGAAACCGUUCGAUCCGUUUCCUUCGAAAGCCCGACAGCCCAAACGACUCAGCAUUGAGUUGGGCCUGUACCCAGACAGUUCGAAUUGAUCGAUAUAAGUUAUUCUUCCUUUUUCGUCAAUAGUUCAUAACAAAAAAUACAAUCAUCGUCUAAGGAAUUUUUAUAAAAAAAAAAUUUUUUUCGUUUAUUUUCGAUAAUAGUAUCGUUAUUUAAUGUAUUUUCUAUAUUUAUUAUUACUAUAACACAGGUACUCGUAUUGUUAAGAACGGCCACGUGACAUUGACUCUUACGUUAGUACACGGGACUAUGUUAAAGACCAUUUGUCCAUGUAAACGUUUUUGGAAAUUUUACCACACUUGUGAUUUUUUGUAAAAAAAAAAAAAAAAUCUAAACAUUAUUUCUUCUAAUAUUUAUAAUACUCAGUUUUGAUAACAAUAACAUGUUAUUAUUUAGAAAUACGCAUUACAUAUGUACAUAGCUUUAAACGAAGAUGCCAAUGACCGCCGUCGAUAUUAUCUAAUACAUUUACAUUGAUUAUUAUUUUUGUGUUUCGAAGUAUUUUUAUUAAUAAUAUAAUAUAAUAUAUAU